AUGAACGUGGAAGCCAAGAACGGCUCCCCAACUCCAGCAGACCCAAGUGGCGGGGAUCGCGACUCGGUCGAUACCACCGACCACCUGGAAACGAUGGACUCAAUCAAGCAGAAAACCAACGGUGACGGUCACAAACCCGAAAAUGGUCGUAAAUCUGUGAACGCGAAGGAUCCCUCCCGACCGCGCCGGAAGAAGGCCCGACGAGCAUGCUUUGCAUGCCAGCGAGCUCAUUUGACUUGCGGUGAUGAGCGGCCAUGCCAACGUUGUAUCAAGCGCGGUCUGCAGGAUGCAUGCCACGAUGGCGUUCGCAAGAAGGCCAAAUAUCUCCACGACGCUCCCGAUGGAGCAUUGAUGCCCGGUGUCGGUGGAACCUUUUAUAACAACAGCAACGGAAUACGCAAUGGGUUGCCAGUCUCCAGAAACGGUGCCAGCUCGAAUACACCGCAGCAGCCGCCGUCGUCAACCACUAGAAACAGCCUUGAGUCAGAGCCCUUUACCACCCAGUCUCCUGUUUCCCCAACCUUCAAUCUCAAGACCGGCGUUAAUGGUCGGAAUCCGAGUUUAUCGUCAACCGUGAACCAGCAGCCGACCACCAAUGCUGCUCUUUCGGGAGAUACAACCAACCCACAGAAUCCCUUUGCGGGGCCUUUUUUUGAUCCCAGCGAUCCGGCAUUAUUCAAUUUCGACCUGUCAAGCAUGAACUUUGAAAAUCGCUAUGGUGCUCUAGAAUUCGGGAUGCUGGGUCAUAUGGCUACCGGGGCUGGGGACUCGCCCACCGACUCAGCAACACAGCGAGGGUCGAUCGGCCGCAGUGGGUCUGCUCAAUUCUCCACGCCAGCUCCUGGUUUUGGCGAAAGUCCGGGGAAUCAACCGCCGUUUAUGUUCGGCGAUCCUUUGCUGAAUGAAUGGUCGACUGGGCAAGCCUCGGGUCAAACGCAUGUGAACGUGAGCGGUGUAUAUGGCCAGAAUGGCAUGUUGCCCGGACACAUGAAAGCAGACGCGCCGCAUGCCUUUGCAAUUGAGAGCGGGCCUGCCAACUUUACUAGCCCUGGAUCGGCAACCAGUCCACAUGUCACGGUCGCAGGAUUGGAGGAUUCCCCUUAUAACAAUGUGUCCAAGUCGAAUAAUAACCUUGCGCCGAAUAGCCAGCGACCGUUGAUCACGACGCCAAACUUGAAACAUCGUGAUCUGCAGGUGGGCCCCAAGCGACGUCAUCGCAACCCAUCGUCGAUCUAUGAGAGCGUGAAGGAGCCGUAUGCAUAUACCAGCGGAUUCCAUAAUCUUACGGCCUUCAUCCAGCGUCGUUUUACGCCCCAAAAGACCGUGCGGAUUGCCAAAGCGCUGGCAUCUAUCCGGCCAUCUUUUAUUGCGACCACCAAGACACUGAACCGUGAUGACCUUAUCUUCAUGGAGAAAUGCUUCCAACGGACACUUUGGGAGUAUGAGGACUUUAUCAAUGCCUGCGGGACUCCGACAAUUGUUUGUCGACGCACAGGCGAGAUUGCCGCUGUGGGUAAGGAAUUCAGCAUCCUGACUGGGUGGAAGAAGGAUGUCCUCCUCGGCAAAGAGCCGAAUCUCAAUGUUAACACCGGUGGAACAUCGGCGCCGCAAUCUGGCACGACCUCACGUGGCAGCUUCACCCCACGCAGCUCAACUCUUGAGAAUGCCAACAGCGGCCGCCCACAACCAGUUUUUCUUGCAGAGUUACUUGACGAUGAGAGUGUAGUAGAGUUUUAUGAAGACUUUGCCCGCUUGGCGUUUGGCGAUUCUCGCGGCAGUGUUAUGACUCGGUGCAAACUGCUCAAAUAUAAGACCAAGGAGGACAUGGAGGGAGCGCAGUCCGAUGAGAACGGAAAGUGGAACAACCAUCUGCGCAAAGGCGGCAUUGCUGGAGAGGCCGGAAUGAAUCAACUCGGAUUCAAGGAUGGCAAGGUCGAAUGCGCGUACUGCUGGACAGUCAAGCGAGAUGUGUUCGACAUUCCUAUGCUUAUUGUGAUGAACUUCUUACCAUGCAUUUGA
Molecule: messenger RNA, 2019 nt
Organism: Penicillium macrosclerotiorum
Lineage: Eukaryota; Fungi; Ascomycota; Eurotiomycetes; Eurotiales; Aspergillaceae
Product: Zn(II)2Cys6 transcription factor domain-containing protein
Exons: 4
Coding region: 1-2019 (672 amino acids)
Biological process (GO): regulation of DNA-templated transcription; cellular response to starvation
Cellular component (GO): nucleus
Molecular function (GO): zinc ion binding; RNA polymerase II transcription regulatory region sequence-specific DNA binding; DNA-binding transcription factor activity, RNA polymerase II-specific
Source: RefSeq, a predicted model, not a curated record